AGUCAAAGUGCACAAGUGAGGAAAAAAAAGCCACACUCGCAUUAUAUUCAUUGAAGAGUGCAAAGUGGUCUCACAAGUCACAACAUCACAUUCAUAGUGAAUUAGGAAGCGAAGAGAAUCAUGAAAAUCUAUCACAUUCCUUGUCUCGAAGAUAACUAUUCCUAUUUGAUCGAAGACGAGAGCACCAAAGAAGCCGCGGUGGUGGACCCGGUCGAACCGGAGAAGGUUCUUGAAGCUGCCAAUUUGCAUGGGCUCACUCUCAAACUCGUCCUCACCACCCACCAUCACUGGGAUCAUGCUGGUGGAAAUGAGAAGAUAAAGGAAUUGGUGCCUGGAAUCAAGGUCUAUGGUGGUUCGAUUGAUAAGGUGAAGGGUUGCACUGAUAAAGUUGAAAAUGGUGAUAAGGUGUCUUUGGGAGCUGAUAUUAGCAUAUUGGCCCUUCAUACACCUUGCCACACCAAAGGUCACAUAAGUUAUUAUGUUACUGGCAAAGAGGAUGAGGAUCCAGCUGUUUUUACAGGAGAUACAUUGUUUAUUGCUAGCUGUGGGAAAUUUUUCGAAGGAACCGCAGAACAGAUGUAUCAGUCACUCUGUGUAACAUUAGGUUCCUUACCAAAGCCAACUCGAGUUUACUGUGGCCAUGAGUACUCGGUGAAGAACUUGCAAUUUGCUCUGACAAUUGAGCCGGGCAAUUUGAAGACACAGCAAAAAUUAACCUGGGCUCAGAAUCAGCGGCAAGCUGGCCAGCCGACAAUUCCCUCUACCAUUGAGGAAGAGUUGGAGACCAAUCCAUUUAUGAGGAUUGAUUUACCUGAGAUCCAGGAGAAGGUGGGCUUCAAGUCACCUGUUGAAGCUUUAGGAGAGUUAAGGAAAUUGAAAGAUAACUGGAGGGGCUAAUGAAAGUUAAGACGUGCAUUUUCAUUCCUGUUCCCUUUUCCUUCUGUGUUGCAUCCAUGUUAAGAAAGACCUGUAUGUAUAUAUACACACAUUGUAACAGUUUGGUUUGCCAGAAGUUGAAAUGACAGUGUCAGAGCCUCAGAGGCUUGUCAUGUUAGGGACAUGGAUUGUGACAAUCAAUGUCUCUUACAUGUUAUGUUGGUUAGUCCAAAUACUAAGAUGUCCUAUUUCAUUCAUGUCACUUACUUGUGAACUUGAAAUCAAUUAUUUUCUCGUUUCUA
This is a messenger RNA of Lotus japonicus, 1178 nucleotides long. RefSeq names its product hydroxyacylglutathione hydrolase cytoplasmic. The record is from RefSeq and is a predicted model, not a curated record. Lineage: Eukaryota; Viridiplantae; Streptophyta; Magnoliopsida; Fabales; Fabaceae. Gene Ontology annotation, molecular function: hydroxyacylglutathione hydrolase activity. The transcript is spliced from 7 exons. The coding region runs from base 121 to 897 and encodes 258 amino acids.